Dipodomys ordii (Ord's kangaroo rat) is the source of this 1351-nucleotide messenger RNA. RefSeq names its product basic transcription factor 3-like 4 (gene Btf3l4). The transcript has 6 exons. Bases 421 to 897 code for a protein of 158 amino acids. The record is from RefSeq and is a predicted model, not a curated record. NCBI's taxonomy places the organism in Eukaryota, Metazoa, Chordata, Mammalia, Rodentia, Heteromyidae.
CGGUCCCGCCGCUCCACGGCCAUAGGCCGCUGCGCACGGUCUCCCCCCCACCCCACGCCCUCUUCUCUCGACACCCGCCAACCGUUCGGGCUGCCACUUCCGCCGCGGCGCGGGGAGUGGGGGCGGAGGCGGCCGGCUUGGCCUGUCGGUUACCGGCGGCGCAGCUGGGGGUCGGCACCGGAGGGAAGGUCCCCCCGCACCACCGCACCUCCGUGGAGGCGAGCCCAGGGACCCAGGCUGUGGCCCCAGCUCCGAUCCUGUCCCGGGAGGCGAGGGGACCCCUCCCCCGCCGUCCCGCUCCUCCUCCUCCUUCAACCACAGCAACAAUGUCAGAAGCUUUGAGCUUUAUACACCCGAUCUGGGAUCAUCCGGUUUGAUCCUUCCGGUCUACAGAUUGGGAAACUGAGAUUUAUCAACAGCAUGAAUCAAGAAAAGUUAGCCAAACUUCAGGCUCAGGUCCGGAUAGGGGGCAAGGGUACAGCUCGCAGAAAGAAGAAGGUGGUACAUAGGACAGCUACAGCUGAUGACAAAAAGCUUCAGAGUUCUCUAAAAAAACUGGCUGUGAAUAAUAUAGCUGGUAUUGAAGAGGUGAACAUGAUUAAAGAUGAUGGGACAGUUAUUCAUUUCAACAACCCCAAAGUCCAAGCUUCCCUCUCCGCUAACACCUUUGCAAUUACUGGUCAUGCAGAAGCUAAACCAAUCACAGAAAUGCUUCCUGGAAUAUUAAGUCAGCUCGGGGCUGACAGCUUAACAAGUCUCAGGAAGUUAGCAGAACAGUUCCCACGGCAAGUGUUGGAUAGCAAAACACCAAAACCAGAAGACAUCGAUGAAGAGGAUGAUGAUGUUCCAGAUCUUGUAGAAAAUUUUGAUGAAGCAUCAAAGAAUGAAGCAAACUAAAAUCUUUUCUGGUUUUUGGAAGCUGGCAUGGACUAGAUUUAACAAAUCAGCUAUGUGGUUCCAAAGUUUCACAGACAUGGAGAGCAUCACAUUACUAGUACAGUAAUAUAAAUAUUUUGUAUAUUAACAAUGCUGUUUAUUCAGCAUUUUUUUGGUCAUUUGAUUUUGCAUUUUGCACUUCCAGGAUCUAUACUUUUGGUCAAAAUAUGAAGUAGUGGUGCAGUUUGAGGGUGUUUUGGUUUUAGAUUCUUCUUUUUGUGGGGGGGUAUCUUUGGUGUAUGUAUGUAUAUGUAUGCGUGUGGUAUGUGUGUUCACAGUGGAGAGCAAAUUGGAAGACAGUUCUAUUUAUCCUCUCCUUCUCUAGUAGAAAUAAAACAAAUCUUUCCACUUGUUACCUUUUUUUCCCCCCCAAUAAUGCACAGAAUUAAUGAAAAAAUGAGUAUUUGACUUCAGA